ACGCUUAACGCUCCCCGUAAGAGUGUUCCAAUUUGACUCGAAGUUACACAAAUAGCAGCAGUGCCGCGCGGUGUAGGUAGAGUCUGCUUCACCGCCGAUCAAUUACCCAAGACGUCCAAGACCGCCCAAGACAUAGGCGACAUCUACGAUAAGAGUCACGGUCACUUCUAGGUUACAUGUUGACGGUCAGUGCUAAGGAGACAUACUUAAAGCUAUUAAAUUUGGGUUGGUUGAUUUUGUGAAAUAUCAAUAAAAUACACAAUACAUCUUUGCAGACUUAAAUGUAAUGAAGAGGUUACAGUAAAACAGUAGUAAUGCACUGUGUCAGGUCCGAACAAGUUUUUUUUUUUUUCGUUCUCUUGUUUGCGGCAAUGGAUUUGUGCAGCAACUGAAUUGAGAUCAAUUGAGUCCUUUAUUUCAAUACCACUCGAAUCUGAUGGUUUGAAUUUGUUGGAUCAAUAGUGAACUAAGACAGCAGUGUACAAAAUCCUGUCAAGACCAAAUAUUACCUCCUGAAUCCUCCUAACAAAUUCGCAGUCAUGAGUGUGCCUGCAGAUAAUAGUUUAAUAUCAGCAAUCCUCCCAGAAGUGUGUUAUCCCAGUGUUGAUGCAACAGCAGGACUUGCCCCAUCACCAGUCAGUGAAUUUCUGGCAGAUGAGGAAGCAGCAUCAACCUGCCCGCUUCUCACUCCAUCACCACCUACAGAGUUUGAACAUCCCCUCUCCAUAACUCCAACUACUGGUAUGGCUUAUGAGAGACAAAUCAGUCCCACAAGUAUUGAUGAGCUGUCAACACUGAACUGUAAUGCUGCACUUGGUUUUGUUGGACUGACAGCCACUGACAUGCCUCCUAAUGAGCACAGAAGUCACAACAGUCAAGAGGGGCAGCAAGAAUUCAAUCCAACCAGAAGUGUUCAGAGUGUGAUGGAAUCAUCAUCCUCGAGCAGCUCUGUCAUGCAAGAGCCCACUGUGUGCGCACAGUUGCUCAGCUCGCAUCACUAUCAGCACCUAACAAAAGCCAGUGAUGUAGAUCCAUUUUCAUGUCAGGAAAAUGGAGGUAAACCUCCUCUAACAGGACUGCAGCUUGCAGUUCGUAAAUCACCAGAUGAUUUCUGCUUCAUGGAUUGGAAGUGGCCACUCAUUCGUAAAUUCAGCUUCUGGAGUGUUGUUUCUCUGCUAGUGGCAUGUGUGUGCAUUGUUAUUACAUUAAUAGCUAACCUUCCAACAAAGUGCAACCCACAUCAUGAUUGGUGGCAAGGAACUCUGUUUUAUGAAGUAUUCCCUGCAUCUUUCAAGGAUGAUAAUUCAGAUGGAACUGGUGAUCUUCGAGGUCUUGGAAAACAAACAUUUUAUUUGAAAUCCUUGGGAGUUCAAGUUGUGCGACUGAACUCUAUAUUUCAAGCAGAACAUUAUCCUGAGAAUUAUGAUCAGGUUCAGAAUUUAACAGAAAUUUCUCCUGUUCUUGGAAACAUGAAAGACUUCAAUUUUGUUGUUAACAUGUUACAUAGACAGAAUAUUUCUGUCGUGCUCGAUCUUCCCUUAAGCCCAUUCAUAAAACAACUGCCCAUAAGUGAGAAGGAGACAGAAGAGCAAAUAGAUGCUGCUGAGAAAAACAGUCAGUUUGUUUUCAUGGAUUCACCCACUGAAAAUGAAACAGAGAGUCAGUUAAAUGUAGAAGCAUCAAAUAGAGUAAAGAGUAUGGAGGCACACAGUGAUAAUAUGGUAACUUAUGCCAUAAACUAUUGGUUAAAGAAUGGAGUAGAUGGGAUAUACUUAAAAGGUUUGGAGUAUUUAGUAUAUGAGCCCGAAUUUGAAUCAUUGAUACGAGAAUGGAGAAAGGUUACCAGAAGUUUUAACAAAGGCUUAGAUCAUGAGAAAAUGCUCAUGUGUAGCAUGGAUGUUCUAAAUGCUCUAGAUCCUGAGGAUGAUUCUAGAAAAGUUGAAGCUGUUCUAAAUAAUAUGGAUCUCAUUGAUGUUAGAUUGGAUAUUGUGAGCAAUGGGACUCAGGGCUUGAAGAUUCAGGUGGAUAAGGUGGUUAAAGGAGGACAGUUCAGCAAACCAGGCUAUCCAUGGAUUCAUUGGAGUAUGGGUAGCAUUGACACUAAACGACUGUCAUCACAGUUACCCAUAGCAAAUGCUAGUCUAGCUGCAGUUUUGUUUGAAAUGAUGCUUCCUGGCACACCAUCAAUUUUCUAUGGAGAUGAAAUAGGCCUUGAAGAGCUCAAGGAUCCAGAGCGAGAGAGAGAAGACAUAGGUCACAAUCAUCACUUGCCACCAAUGCAUUGGUCAGCACAGUAUCCAGGCUUUGGUUUCACUCAGCCAGGUAUUUUGUCUUGGCUUCCGUUCUCCCAUGCCUGGUCAAAUGUUGCAGCUGGGCACCUAACCAUUGUGCAGACAGUUUCCAAACUCCGAGAAGAUUCACCAUCCAUUUACAUGAAUGGAAUUUAUAAGGAUAAUGUAAAAUUACCAAACUAUGAAAUCAGGACUGUGGGAAGGGACAUCAUGAUUGUCGAACGUUUCUAUCCUCGCCGCAAUUCUUAUCUAAUUAUGAUUAACUUUGGCAGCCAAACGCAAAUAAAGGAUCUGUCUUCUAUUUAUUAUGGAGGUGAAGUUAUAGCUGAUCAGCGUGGAAGAGUUGGACACUAUUUAACGUUCCAUGCUCUGACAUUAUUCCCUGGAGAGGUCAUAAUUAUAAAACUAGACAAAUAGGAUUAGUUCUGAUUGUUUUCACUGUUCAUAUUUCAUAAUGUUUGGUGCUAUCAGUGUCACUCAAUUAAAUUCCACGCUGAACAGAUGGAUAUUUUAAAACACAUCAUCUACUGCUGUUUCUUAAUUGCUGUGUAUUAUUUAUGGCAAUAAAACUUACAUACUCGUAUCUAUUCA
Messenger RNA from Cryptotermes secundus, 2882 nucleotides. RefSeq names its product neutral and basic amino acid transport protein rBAT. NCBI's taxonomy places the organism in Eukaryota, Metazoa, Arthropoda, Insecta, Blattodea, Kalotermitidae. Bases 540 to 2708 code for a protein of 722 amino acids. The record is from RefSeq and is a predicted model, not a curated record. The transcript has 7 exons. Gene Ontology annotation, biological process: carbohydrate metabolic process.